UAUAAUAAUUUAUCAAAAAUAUAAUAUUUAGAAAAAAAAAGUUUUUAACCAUAAAAUCAAACAUAUACAUACAUAGGUAUACGAGUAAAACGAAAACUGCAUGUUCAGUUUACUAGAAAUUUCCCGCCUCAUAACGUGGUUGUAUCGUAUUGUAUUUACAACGGAUUUAUGGUUGCAUGAUAAAGGAAAAGUCAUAGAAGUUAUCUGAUUUUUUGAGUAACUUAUCAUUUGUUCAUAAAUAAUUUUUAAGUGUUGUUUAUAUAAGUGGUUUUAAAAGUUUAAAAAGAUGUCAUUCAAUUUGGCGGAUAUUCAAGAACAGCUAAAUGAGGCUAAUAACUCUAAAAGUAAUGAAACCGGCGUUUCAUUUUCUGGAAAAUCGUUGAAACUCAAUUCCGAAGAAGAUGCUAAGCAAGUUUGUGAAGCAAUUAAAAAAUGUCCUAGCUUGGAUUAUUUUGAUCUGGAAGGAAAUACUUUAGGUCCAGAUGCUGCCGAAGCCAUAUCAAAAGUACUCAGUAGUCAUGGAAGUAAUUUAAAAAGAGCUUUAUGGAAAGAUAUGUUUACUGGAAGAAUGAAAACAGAAAUUCCUCGGGCUUUAGAAUCUCUUGGAGUUGGAUUGAAUACUGCUGGUGCUCGAUUAGUUCAAUUAGAUCUAAGUGAUAAUGCAUUUGGACCUAUUGGAAUUCAGGGUUUAGCUACUCUUUUAAGUUCUAGUACGUGCUACACUCUUCAACAAUUAUGCCUGAACAAUAACGGCUUGGGAAUAACAGGAGGAAAAAUGUUAGCAAAAGCAUUGCUUGAUUGUCAUGCUAAUAGUUCGAAAGAAGGAAAACCAUUAGGAUUAAAAGUCUUCAUUGCUGGACGAAAUCGUUUGGAAGAUGAUGGUGCAACAGCUCUUGCUGCUGUUUUUGAAAAACUUGGAACACUCGAGGAGGUUGUUAUGCCACAAAAUGGUAUUUAUCAUACAGGAGUAGCAGCUUUGGCCUGUGGGCUCUCUGCUAAUCCAGGCUUAAAAAUUCUAAAUUUAAAUGAUAAUACAGUUGGUCCAAAAGGUGCACAAGCACUUGCAGAAGUCCUUCCGAAUUUUCCAGACCUCGAAAGUUUAAAUCUUGGUGAUUGUUUGUUGAAAACUAAAGGAGCUAUGCUUAUUGCAGAGGCGUUAGGAAUUGAAGGAAAUCAUCUAUCAUUAAUAGAGCUUAACUUAACGUUUAAUGAAAUUCGUACGAAAGCAGUAGAUUAUUUAGCUCGUGCUAUGGCUGACAAAACACAAUUAAUGAGUCUACAGUUGGAUGGUAACGCUUUUGGAGAGUCUGGUAGAACAACUUUAAAAGAAAUGUUAACAAACAGUGAUAAGAUUGACUCUUUGGGAACAUUGGAUGAGGAUGCAACAUGUGACGAAGCAAGUGAUUCAGAAGAAACAGAUACAGCAGAUGAAGAUGACGAUGAUGAUGAUGAAGAAAGCGAUGAAGAUGAUGGUGAAGAAAACGAGGAAGAUGAAAGUAAAGUAAUGGUAAAACAGCACAACACAGCUAAUGGAGUACUAAAUAUUCCUAAGCCGAAAAAUCCAAUUGAUGUUAAAGAAUUUAUUAAAUAUCCAACUGGAGAAAAUCUCCUUCUAGUGGAAGGAGACAAAAUUACAAAGCUUAUAGAAUAUGUAAAAAAUCGUAGCUACGAAAAUGAUAAAGGUGAUUCGUUCCAAUAUAUUGAUGAACUAUUGCCUGUUAUAAUGAAAGUUUCAUCUUUAUGUGGAAGUGGAUAUUGUGAUGUUCGAAUAGAAGCUGAAAAAUUAACAGACCUUUUAUAUUCACAAUUAUUUUCUUACGCGUCAACUAAUGAUCGAAUGUCAUACAUAAAUAAUAAUCUUCUAGUACACUUGGGACUCAUCAAAGGUGAAAAUAAAAAAGCAGAAAAAGUUGACUGGAAUUUAGAAGGUUGCUUUAAAGCUCUUGAAAAUGUAAGUCAGCAAAAUUACUUUCCAGCAUUGACAAGGACUGUUCUUAAAGUGUUUAUUGAAAGAUCUUUUCCAACUAAGAAGAAAGUUAUCGAUCCAUUCCAGGAAGUGAAAACAUCUUUGAAAUCGAUUUUGGAUAAAAACUUGUAAUAUAAUACUGCAAAUAAUUAAAUCAAUUAAAACACUAUUUUUACUGUGGAUACGACGGUGUUAAUAUCACAAAGAUUUAUAUUUAUUUUCAAUAAUUAGUUUAUAAACUGCUGCGCGGCACUUUUUACGUAUUAAGAAAUUAAAGUAAUAAUGAUUCAUUGAUAACUCGAUAUCACGAAUAUUGUCUCAAAUUUCAAAAUAUUAAACUCUAAAUUUAUCUUUGUUAUUUUUUUAUAUAUACAUAAUUGUAACAAAAAAAUUAUAAUUAUAAUAAAUAUUCAAUUUUUAGCAAUUUUCAUCACCACAGACAGAUAUCAAAACUUUAUUAGCUAGUUGUCCAACAAGAAAAAAAUUUCUUUGUGGAUAAACAUUCAGUUUUGCAUCAAGACACUCAGAACAAAUGUGAAGAUAAAAUAACCUUCUUUGAUUAAAAGUAUCACACAC
Molecule: messenger RNA, 2542 nt
Organism: Chelonus insularis
Lineage: Eukaryota; Metazoa; Arthropoda; Insecta; Hymenoptera; Braconidae
Gene: RanGAP
Product: Ran GTPase activating protein
Exons: 4
Coding region: 287-2098 (603 amino acids)
Biological process (GO): nucleocytoplasmic transport; activation of GTPase activity; signal transduction
Cellular component (GO): cytosol; perinuclear region of cytoplasm; nucleus
Molecular function (GO): GTPase activator activity; small GTPase binding
Source: RefSeq, a predicted model, not a curated record